UGCGUUUGAUUACAGAGAAAAUCCGACAUUUGCUCUCACUUUGCUUACGUCAUCUCCUGCAAUGGCCACAUAGCCUCUCUCUCUCUCUCUUUCCUUAAUUCAAUCGUCAUAUCUUGAAGCUUCCUCCCCUUCCAUGAACACAGAAAAACCAACCCUUUAAAAGAAGCAGUCAAAUUCAACAUGCAAUAGAAUACAAGUUACAUAUCCUUCUCCUUUUCUUUUCUUUCAUCUUUUUUCCUGGAUCAAUUCCUCCAAACAGUUUCUUCUACAGAAACAAGUCAAACAUCCAAGAAUAUACAUAUACCUCACAGAUAAAAGCAUCUAUUUCUAUUCCCUCUUUCUUUUUUUGUUCUUUUUUCCCUUUAUCUUUAUCUUAAAUUUUUAUUAUAAUUUAUUUUAGAGCUGAUCAAAAGGAUAUAUAGGAAAAAAGCUUCAAAACCAGCUUAAAAUCAUUGAUCUUUCAAGGGAAAUGGACUCUGAUUUCUGGACCUCUCGCCUAGCUGCCGCCAAACGCCAAUACACCUUGCAGCACCAUCAUCAGAGCUCCCACCUAGAUCGGUUGAGCAUCGAUGAUUUCGAGGUAGAAGAAGAGGUCCGACCCGAUUUCCCAUGUCCUUAUUGUUAUGAGGAUUUCGACAUCGCAUCUCUGUGUUCUCAUCUCGAAGAUGAACACUCUUGCGAAUCCAAAGUCACCGUUUGUCCUAUUUGCUCUGUUAAAGUUGCACGGGACAUGCUAAGUCAUAUCACACUGCAACAUGGACACUUGUUCAAGUUGCAGAGACGUCGCAGAUUACGUAGAGUUGCAAUUCCCAACAGUCAGGCAUUGUCUCUACUUGGACGGGAUCUUCGCGAAGCUCAUUUACAAGUUCUCUUAGGAGGUGGUGGAUAUAGGUCAAGCAGUGCUAAUGUGUCUAAUGCAGCUACUGACCCAUUCCUUUCAUCACUUAUUUUGAAUUUCCCUGCAUCUGAAGCUGAAGAAAUCUCAAAAUCUGCGGCAACAAGUGUGGAAGAUACUCCUGCAAAAAAUGCAGCACCAGCAUACAUGUGGAGAUCAAGUUUGGAUCCUUCUUUGAGCUAUGAAGAAAGGGAGAAAAGGAUGAGGCAGGCUACUGGAAGAGCUGGUUUUGUGCAGGAUCUGCUUCUAUCGACUUUGUUAAGCGACUAACAAAAGCAGUAAGUUCAUUUGGUGAAAAAAGAGAAAUAAUGGAUGAGAUGUAAAGUCUUCACAAGUAAUAGCCUUGGGGUGGGGAUUCUAAUUGUUUUUACAUUGCUUAAUGCUCAUCCACCUCGAUGCAUAUCUCGUUUACAUGUUAAAGCAGCCCCAUGACGGCUUGAUGAUAGAUUGAUUAUAUCUCAUCCUUUUUAGUUCUGUCUUGACAAGUGAUGUACUACCUUCUGCAGAAAGCCAGAAACAAUGAUAUUUUCUAGUUUAUGGAAGACUUUAAUUUAUUAAUA
This is a messenger RNA of Manihot esculenta (cassava), 1455 nucleotides long. RefSeq names its product protein DEHYDRATION-INDUCED 19 homolog 4. Bases 470 to 1165 code for a protein of 231 amino acids. Lineage: Eukaryota; Viridiplantae; Streptophyta; Magnoliopsida; Malpighiales; Euphorbiaceae. The transcript has 5 exons. The record is from RefSeq and is a predicted model, not a curated record.